Molecule: messenger RNA, 3780 nt
Organism: Scophthalmus maximus (turbot)
Lineage: Eukaryota; Metazoa; Chordata; Actinopteri; Pleuronectiformes; Scophthalmidae
Gene: atp6v0a1a
Product: ATPase H+ transporting V0 subunit a1a
Exons: 22
Coding region: 339-2891 (850 amino acids)
Biological process (GO): vacuolar acidification; proton transmembrane transport
Cellular component (GO): vacuolar proton-transporting V-type ATPase complex; plasma membrane; vacuolar proton-transporting V-type ATPase, V0 domain
Molecular function (GO): ATPase binding; proton-transporting ATPase activity, rotational mechanism
Source: RefSeq, a predicted model, not a curated record
AAAACCUGCAGCCGUGCAGGUUAGAUUCGUGUCUUCAAAGUGCAGCGCGGUGCGGACCAGGGUUGGUGGCGGAUUGUUCAUGUGAUUUGGCCCCUGCCGGAGGGAGGGAGGCAUCUGCUCAUCUCGCGGAAACACUUCCUCUUCGAGAGGUCGGGCUGAGUUUUCUGCUUUCAGGAUUCCAGACUUCAGACCACCGAGCUGUCCACAACAAACAGAGGAGGAAACCGAGAGAAGGAAGCUGAGGCGGUGAGAGGAGGACGGGCGGGAUCGCUACUUGAACAGUCGUGCUUGAUCUCCAAGGGGGCGCGCUGCGGCUGCUCACGUCGUCCGUCAGCAACAUGGGGGAACUCUUCAGGAGCGAAGAGAUGACGCUGGCUCAGCUCUUCCUCCAGUCCGAAGCGGCCUACUGUUGUGUCAGUGAGCUGGGGGAGAUCGGGAUGGUGCAGUUCCGUGAUCUAAAUCCCGAUGUGAACGUGUUCCAGAGAAAGUUUGUCAAUGAAGUGAGACGAUGUGAGGAGAUGGAUCGCAAACUGAGAUUUGUAGAGAAGGAAAUAAGAAAGGCGAACAUUGAGGUUGUCGACACUGGAGAAAACCCUGAAGUCCCCUUCCCAAGGGACAUGAUCGACCUGGAGGCCACAUUUGAGAAGCUUGAGAAUGAGCUGAAGGAAAUAAACACCAACCAAGAAGCCCUGAAGAAGAACUUCCUGGAGCUGACGGAGCUCAAGCACAUUCUGCGUCGCACGCAGCAGUUCUUUGACGAGAUGGAGGACCCCAGUUUACUGGAGGAAUCAGCCGCCCCCCUGGAUCACAGUGAUGUCAACAGAGUGACUCCUCUCAGACUGGGAUUUGUAGCUGGAGUCAUCGGCAGAGAACGAAUCCCCACAUUUGAGCGGAUGCUGUGGAGAGUGUGCAGAGGAAAUGUCUUCCUGAAACAGGCGGACAUCGAAGACACGCUUGAGGACCCAACCACGGGCGACCAGGUCCACAAGUCUGUCUUCAUCAUCUUCUUCCAGGGAGACCAGCUGAAGAACAGAGUCAAGAAGAUCUGCGAGGGGUUCAGAGCCACCUUGUACCCGUGUCCAGAAACGCCCCAGGAGAGGAAAGAGAUGCUCGCGGGAGUGAAUGCUCGCAUCGAGGACCUACAGAUGGUGCUGAACCAGACGGAGGACCACCGGCAAAGGGUCCUGCAGGCGGCAGCCAAGACAGUCCGAGUGUGGUUCAUCAAGGUGCGUAAGAUGAAGGCCAUCUACCACACCCUCAACCUCUGCAACAUCGACGUCACCCAGAAGUGUCUGAUCGCCGAGGUGUGGUGUCCCGUCUCCGACCUGGACUCCAUCCAGUUUGCGCUGCGCAGGGGGACGGAGAAGAGCGGCUCCACCGUGUCGUCCAUCCUCAACAGGAUGCAGUCCAAGCAGACCCCGCCCACCUACAACAAGACAAACAAGUUCACCUCCGGCUUUCAGAACAUCGUCGAUGCCUAUGGGAUCGGCAGCUACCGGGAGAUUAACCCCGCACCAUACACCAUCAUCACCUUCCCUUUCCUAUUCGCGGUCAUGUUUGGUGAUAUGGGCCACGGGGUGCUCAUGACCUGCGCAGCCCUGUACCUUGUGUUGAGAGAGAGCAGGCUAACGGCCCAAAAGAACGACAACGAGAUGUUCAACAUGGUAUUCGCGGGGCGCUACAUCAUCCUGCUGAUGGGCAUCUUCUCCGUCUACACGGGCAUCAUUUACAACGACUGCUUCUCCAAGUCCCUCAACGCGUUCGGCUCGGGCUGGAGCGUCAGGCCCAUGUUCGACGCUCGAGUAGGAGGCAACUGGACGUUUGAUACACUGGAGGGCAACAAGGUUUUGCAGCUGGACCCAACGAUAGACGGCGUGUUUGGAGGGCCGUACCCCAUCGGCAUCGAUCCGAUAUGGAACAUUGCGUCCAACAAGCUGACAUUCCUGAACUCCUUCAAGAUGAAGAUGUCUGUGAUCCUGGGAGUCACUCACAUGUUGUUUGGAGUCUCGCUCAGUCUCUUCAACCACCUUUACUUCAAGAAGCCGCUGAACAUCUACUUGGGAUUCAUCCCCGAAAUCGUCUUCAUGGCCAGUCUGUUUGGCUACCUGGCCAUUCUGAUCUUCUACAAGUGGGUCGCGUACGACGCCCUCACCUCCAGGGACGCGCCCAGUCUCCUCAUCGCCUUCAUCAACAUGUUCCUCUUCAACUACAACGACCCGAGUAACAAGCCUCUGUACAGAGGACAGGCGGCCGUACAGUCACUCUUAGUGGUCAUCGCCUUGGCGUGUGUUCCCUGCAUGUUAAUAGUGAAAACUCUGAUUCUGCGGCGACAGCACUUGUGGCGGAAAAAUUUGGGUAUGCAGAACUUUGGUGGGAUCCAGGUGGGCAACGGGCCCACCGAGGACGAGGCCGAGAUCAUCCAGCACGACCAGCUGUCGCAGCACUCGGAGGAAGAACCCGAGCGUUGCCUUUUGUCACCUGCUUUCAAGGCCCGGGAGGAGGAAGAGUUUAACUUCACGGACGUGGCGGUACACCAGGCGAUCCACACCAUAGAGUACUGCCUGGGUUGCAUCUCUAACACUGCCUCCUAUCUGAGGCUCUGGGCCCUCAGUCUGGCCCAUGCACAGUUGUCGGAGGUGCUGUGGUCCAUGGUGAUGCACAUCGGCCUCUCCAGCAGCAGCAUCGCGGGCUUCCUCCUUCUGGCCAUCGUCUUUUACUUCUUCGCUGUUCUCACAGUGGCCAUUCUGCUCAUAAUGGAGGGUCUAUCAGCCUUCCUGCACGCACUGAGACUGCACUGGGUGGAGUUCCAAAACAAGUUUUACUCGGGCCAGGGCUUCAUGUUCCUCCCCUUCACCUUCGAAAGCAUCUUGGACGGGAGGUUUGAAGACUGAGAUCUGACAACUCCUUCUCGUCUUCAGUUGUCGUCUCUGUGUGGUGUUGAACAGUGAUUGUUUUUUUUGUUGUUGUUUUGAGUGUUGCAGUUUCCAAUAUCACCUCUGUGAGUGAGCCGAGAUAACCCGUCUGUUUUUGAACUCAUCAUUUUCAAAUUCGGUAGCUACAUCUGCAACAAAGCAAAUCUGCGAGUUUUCGUUCCAGAGGAUUAAUAGCAUUAGCUUGUUUCUUGUCUCAGUCAAAGUCGUUUUGUUUUACCCGUGUUUUAUGUAGUUUAAUAUUAUUUAUGCAAAAUUCUUUAUUAAAAAAACCCGCAUUUUUCUCAUGCGGGGGAAAGUGUUGCAAUACCGAUCAUCAUAAACGAUGCUGCGUUGCAAACGUCUUGACUGAUGAUGUUGACAAAUGCUUAUUCAGAAGUGACCGGCGUCUUUUCCACGUUGUCGUGUCUCUUUCUCUUUGGCAUUAUUCUUCAGUAACAAUCGACUCAUCUGUUUUAUUUCAAAAAGCUUUGCAUACACACUGACACGUCUAUCAAAUUGCAUACUGACCUCACACAGAGAGCUAUAAAGGGAAUACAAGUUAAAAUACAUCAGGACGUCAGUCAGUUCUUUUGACAGAGAAUAUUCAAAACUCUUGCGUUGUGCCCCAACACUGCCUCACAUGCUCUUCAACAGCCGAAUAAAAUCACUCGACAUUUGUCGGUGUUGCUGAUUUUUUUUUUUUCCCUUGCUCUGUUUUCACUCGUAUGUCAACGUGUACAAUGUUUUCCUCACUGAGAAAGGGAGUAAGAGCGGCAUACUCACAUGGAAUUCGUUCCACCCAGAAAUGGUUGAGCACCCGCAUUAACUGUGCAUCUCUUUGUCAAUAAAGUAGAAAGCGCUGGUUUAA